Myotis lucifugus (little brown bat) is the source of this 624-nucleotide messenger RNA. Its product is annotated as olfactory receptor 4F6-like. The annotation marks the transcript as partial. The record is from RefSeq and is a predicted model, not a curated record. Gene Ontology annotation, biological process: G protein-coupled receptor signaling pathway. Gene Ontology annotation, molecular function: G protein-coupled receptor activity; olfactory receptor activity. Gene Ontology annotation, cellular component: membrane. The transcript has a single exon. Lineage: Eukaryota; Metazoa; Chordata; Mammalia; Chiroptera; Vespertilionidae.
AUGAAUAAAGCAAAUUAUUCUGAAGUGUCUCAAUUUGUGUUCCUGGGACUUUCUACCUACAAACCAGUGCAGCAUUUCCUCCUGGCCUUCUCUACAGUGUUUUAUGUAACAAUUGUUCUAGGAAACCUUCUUGUUGUGCUUACAGUGACUUUCGACUGUCAUUUACAUUCCCCCAUGUACUUCUUUUUAGCCAACCUCUCAUUGAUUGAUUUCUGUCUUUCAACUUUAGCAGUUCCUAAGAUGAUAUCUGAUUUAUACUCUGGGCACAAAACCAUAACCUUCCAGGGAUGUGUCAUCCAGAUGUUUGUCCUUCACACCCUGGGGGGAUCUGAGAUGGUGCUGCUCAUUGCCAUGGCCUUUGAUAGAUAUGUGGCUAUAUGUAAGCCCCUCCACUACCUGACUGUCAUGAGCCCACAAAUGUGCAUUUUGUUUGUUUCUGGUGCUUGGGUUAUAGGCCUCAUUCACUCAGGGGUCCAGAUAGCUUUUGUUGUUCAUUUGCCUUUCUGUGGUCCUAAUGAGAUAGAUAGCUUUUACUGUGACCUUCCUUGGUUUAUCAAACUUGCUUGCACAGACACCUACAGAAUGGAAUCCAUCGUUACUGCCAACACUGGGUUUAUUUCCUUG